Candidozyma pseudohaemuli is the source of this 4389-nucleotide messenger RNA. RefSeq names its product Pan1p (gene PAN1). NCBI's taxonomy places the organism in Eukaryota, Fungi, Ascomycota, Pichiomycetes, Serinales, Metschnikowiaceae. Gene Ontology annotation, molecular function: calcium ion binding; actin binding. The transcript has a single exon. Gene Ontology annotation, cellular component: cytoplasm; mating projection tip; plasma membrane. The record is from RefSeq and is a predicted model, not a curated record. Bases 1 to 4389 code for a protein of 1462 amino acids. Gene Ontology annotation, biological process: actin cortical patch assembly; endocytosis; endosomal transport.
AUGUACAAUCCGUACCAGGGCGGCUACCAAGGCGGCUACCAGCAAGGUGGCGGCUUUCAAGGCCAGUAUGGAUUUCAGGGCCAGCAGCAGCAGCCGUAUAUGCAGCAGCAGCAGACCGGCUUUUAUCAGCAGAAUCAACCCCAGCAGCCUGGUCUCUUCCAAGGCCAGCAGACGGGCUUUCAACCUCAACAAACGGGAUUCCAGCCUCAGCAAACUGGGUUUCAGCAGCAAUUUCCCCAGCAGACCCCUCAAUUGAACCAGCAGGCCACAGGCUUCCAGCCUCAGCAGACUGGCUUCAACUCCGGCUACAACCAGCCCUUGACGGCUCAGAAAACCGGCUUUUCCGCCGCUUUGGGCUCCGUCACCGAAAACACCGAGUUGAAGAUUCCUAGCAUCCGUUUGUCCUUCAUCAGCGCCGAGGACCAGACCAAGUUUGAGCACCUCUUCCGUACCGCAGUGCCCAAGGGUGAGAACUCCAUCAGUGGUGACGGUGCAAGAGACAUCUUGUUGCGUUCCGGAUUGCAACCCGUCACUUUGGCGGAGAUCUGGACUCUUGCCGAUACAAACAAGCUGGGUGCUCUCUUGUUCCCAGAGUUCGCCUUGGCCUUGCACUUGUGCAACAUGUCCUUGAAGAACGAGCCAUUGCCUGGAGUUUUGCCUGAGCGCUGGCAGAACGAGGUGCAGAGUUUCGUCGAUGCCAUCAGUUUCGCCGUUCCCGAGGACCCCAACAAGAUCAUGGCCAACACCCCAUUUUCUACCUUUGCAGCUCCAAAGCCUUCUCAGAGCGACUGGUUGGACAACCAGCCCGUGAACCUGAACUUCUCUGGUAACGCGGCCCCUCCUCCAACCUCGUUUACGGCACAGCCAACAGGCGGUCUCAACUCGUUGACCGCUCAACGUACUGGCGGUGGUUCCUUCGUGGCUUUGCAGCCUCAGCAGACCGCUGGUUUGGUUCCUGCGCAGCCAUUGCAGUCUCAGAGAACUGGUCCACUCCAGCAACAGGCUACUGGCUUCCAGCAGCAACAGCAGCAACAGCAGCAGCCCCAGUUGACCUCUCAGCGCACUGGUCCUACCAACUUCCAGCCUCAGCAAACUGGCCUUCAGCCACAGGGCACAGGCUUUAACGGCUCUCAGGGUCUUCAGCAGCAGCGUACUGGUGGACUUCAGCAGCAACGUACCGGUGGUUUCCAGCCCCAGCAAACUGGCGGUUUCCAGCCUCAACAGACUGGCGGUUUCCAGCCUCAACAGACUGGUGGUUUCCAACCUCAACAAACUGGUGGUUUCCAGCCUCAGCAGACCGGUGGCUUGUUGCAGUCUCAGCCCACUGGUAAGCCUGGUCAAUGGGGUUUUGUUCACACUCCCACCGGUGGUAUUCCUGGUUUGAAUGCAAUGGAGCAGCACUUCUUGCCUAAUGCUCAAAUGAACACCAACAAUUUGCAGAAUGCUAUGGGAGGUUCAUUGAAGAGCAACGUGACUUGGGCUAUUACAAAGCAGGAGAAGCUGAUUUAUGAUGGCAUUUUCGGUGCUUGGGAUCCCGAGAGAAAGGGCUUCAUUCAGGGCGACACUGCCAUUGGUAUCUUCAACAAGUCAGGUUUGAGUAGACCCGACUUGGAGUCUAUCUGGAAUUUGUGUGAUGCUGGCAAUCGUGGAAAGCUUAACAAGGAUGAAUUCGCCGUGGCCAUGCAUCUUGUGUACCGUCGUUUGAACGGACUUGAAAUUCCUUUGAGAUUGCCUCCAGAGUUGAUUCCUCCUUCUGCCAAGUACUUGCAGGAUUCCGUGGAUUCCUUGAAGAAUCUGUUGAAGGGUGGCUCGAAGGGUAAGCCCCAGGCUGCCAAGCCACCUACUUCUGCAUCGAGAUUCAGAAAUAACGAUGAUGAUAUGGGAUAUGUGUCCAACUCUCGUCACCGCAGCAGAAGACCUACCGAGGAGCAGCCAAGUAGCGUUCAAUCCUCUAAAUCGCGUGACUUGACUACUGCCGACUUGAAGAAAUUGAUUAGAGAGAAGCAAAUUUUGUUAGAUGCCGUUAACUCUGAAGAUCAACACUCUUCCAUUGCCAACAAGCAGUCCGAUGAUUACAACAGCAGAUUGAUUGAAGGCUUGAAGACUCAGAUCAGAGACACAGAAUCUAAAUUGAGCAAGGUUUCCCUUGGAGGCUCCCAAGAGGAGAAGACCCAGCUUUUGGAGAAAUUGAACCAUUUCACCAAGGACAAGGUUCCUAGUUUGAUUCAGAGAAUUCACAAGGUUAACCAGGACCUUGCCAGGACCAAGACAGAGGUGGCUAAGGCCAAGUUGAAGAAGGAGUACCCAGAUUGGACUCCUGAGGCUGGUGAUUCUGAUAUCGUUGGCACUGGUCCAAACGGUGAAGUGACUGAUACUGAUAGAAGAAAGCACAAGUCCAAGGCGCUUUUGAGACAGCGUAUGGCUGCCCUCACUGGCAAGUCGGUCUCUGACGGUACAAACAAGGAUGCAGACCAAAAGCUCAAGCAAAUCUCUGAGAAUGCCACCAAGGAAUGCGAGAGCGAGUCAUCUAUGAUCAAGGAUAUUGAGACAAGCAUCAAGGACUUGGAAGACGGUGCCGCCCUCCACCUUCAGGUAUCUGUAAAAGACCAGAGUGGCAGCGAGAAAUGGGAAAGUGGUAUUGGCGUGUCGCACGCUGUGAAGGUUUUCCUCGAUGAGUUGAAGCAGUUUGAGCAAAAGCAAUCGAAGCCUCAAGGACUGGGUGGAGAUUACUUCUCAGGUUCCAAGCCCGCAGCCCAAACCGCUCCAAGUCUGUCAUCGUCCAGAAGCAGUGCUGUUUCUUCGCCAGCUGCCCACAAGACUCCUGAAGAGAGACAGGCCUACAUCAAGGAGCAGGCUCAGAAGAGAAUGAACGAGAGAUUGGCUAAAUUGGGUCUCUCUCGUAAGGGUCAACAAGCCUCUCAAGGUGAGGCUUCAUCUCCUAAACCAGCAUCACCAAAGCCAGUGGAAACACCCAAGGCUCCUGAACCGGCUCCUCCAAAGCCAGAGCCUCACCAGCCAAAGGAAGCACCAAAGGCUCCUGAGCCUGAGAAGCAAAAUGAAUCGAGUGAUGACGAUGAUGAAGAGUAUGCUGCCUUACUCAAGCAGAAGCAAGAAUUGGAGGCCAAGAAGCUCAAGAAGAAGCAGGAGAAGGAAGCAAGACUUGCCAAGUUGAAGAAGGAGAUGGCCGACAUGGAAGGCUCUAGCGAUGAAGAGGCUCCAGCUCCUGCCAAGGCUUACACACCUAGCAGCAACAAGGCUACUCCUGCCACUGAAGCUCCAAAGGCUCCUGAGCCACCAGCUGAGGCUAAGCCAGAAGAGCAUAAGCCAGAAGAGCCUAAGAAAGAGGAAUCGAGUCAGGCUGCUAAUGGUCCUCACAAGAGCAAUCCAUUUGCCAGGUUUGGCACUGACGCCAACAAGGGUGCUGACAAGGCGGCAGGAACCCCAGGCUCUGCUCAGAACACCAACCCCUUCUUCAAGUCCCAGCAAAAGCAGGAACCUGUUGAUCAGAAACGCAUGGAGGCACAAAGAGCCUCCCAGAGAGGUUUGGGAAGUGAUGACUGGAGUGACGAGGAGGCAAACUCCUCCGAUGAUGACGAGCCUAACAGAGCUGGUGCCGCUAAGUUGGCCAGUUUGCUCUUUGGUGGUAUGCCUCAGCCGGUGACCAGAAACCCAACUGGAAACCCCGGUGCCCAAGAGCAGAAGGCCCCAGAACCAGCACAAGCUCAAGAGAAGCAAGCUGAGCCUCAGGCUCCACAGCAGCCUCCUCUGGCUCCUGCUGAAGCGCCUCCAGCUCCUGUGGAAGCUCCCCCAGCCCCUGUUGAAGCUCCUCCUGCUCCUUCUCAGGCUCCUCCUGCUCCAGCUCCCCCUGCUCAAGCUCCUCCCGCUCCAAUGGCUCCUCAAAAUGACGACGAGUCAUCUGAGUUUGACAGCGACUCCACCGAUGAGUUUGCAACACCUUCUCCACCAAGCAGAGCUGCUGAUCUCGGUGCUGAUGAUGUGCCUCCAGUUCCUGGCCAGGCGCCUCCACCACCAAUUCCUCAGGAGGCUCCUCCAGUUCCAUCUGCUGUCCCACCUAUUCCACAAGAAGCACCUCCAGUGCCACUGCAGGCUCCUCCUCCACCAUCGGGAGGUCCUCCUCCACCUCCUCUUCCUGAUCAGGCUCCGCCUGCUCCUUCAGGUGGUGCUCCCCCACCACCUCCAUCGUUCCUUUCGAGUCCUCCACCUCCACCUCCAGAUCUUGGAGGAGCAAAGGCGGCAGGACCACCUCUGGGAGGUGCACCAAACAUCGGUGCUCUCUUGGGACAAAUCCAGGGCGGAAGGUCUCUUAAAAAAGUUGACGAUAGUCAAAAGAAGAUUGCCGAUGGUGCUACUGUCGGUAGAGUGCUUUAA